AUGGUAUUUCAAUUCAAUGAAAAAGAUCAUGAUGGAUAUAUAGAGGGUGAAGACGUAGAAGAAGCAAGUGACGAAGAUGGAUCAGUUGCUGAGCUGACUGAGGCAUUCGCCCAUCUCGAAGCUAAUAAUGAAACAUGGAGUGUGAGGAUGGCUCAUUUGGGAAGCAGGAUAGAUCUAGCCGUUGAGACGGCAAGGCAAGGCCAGAGUUCCCAACAAAUUUUGAAGGAUCUCCACGAAGUAGGCCAUAGGAACGUUGGUUUUCUUGGAGAGGAUGAUGGUAGAUACCCAUUCUAUGCAUUGUACCAGGGUCCUGAAGCAACAUAA
Linum tenue is the source of this 324-nucleotide messenger RNA. NCBI's taxonomy places the organism in Eukaryota, Viridiplantae, Streptophyta, Magnoliopsida, Malpighiales, Linaceae. The record is from the annotation of a GenBank genome assembly.